AUGUCUAAGAAGAUUGUCGACUUGACGACGGUGAAGGCGACGUGGGACACAAUUGUCUGGUGUUAUGGUGGCGACGUAUCAGUGAAGGAAGUAAAGUUGCAUUCCCUACGUAAGAGUUACGAGAAUAUCAGCAUGAAGAACAAUGAGAAUGUGUCUGAGUACAUCUCUAGAGUGAUUGUGGUCAUGAAUAAGAUGAAGGCUUGUGGAGAAACGUUCUUCGAACAAGUAAUCAUUGAAAAGUCAGAAGUCUCCAAUCUAGAUGAGAAGAAACAUAAGAAUGGUGAUGGUUCUCACAAGUUUGGCCAUUUUGCUGCCGAUUAUUGGCCAAAGAAAGAAAGAAAGGAUGAAGAAGCCAACAUAGCCAUAGGAGAUUUUAAGGGUGAACUUGUGCUACUUAUGGCAUUUGAGAAGGAAGGCGGAAAAUGGUGGACUGAUUGA
This is a messenger RNA of Vicia villosa (hairy vetch), 438 nucleotides long. RefSeq lists its product as uncharacterized. NCBI's taxonomy places the organism in Eukaryota, Viridiplantae, Streptophyta, Magnoliopsida, Fabales, Fabaceae. The transcript is spliced from 3 exons. Bases 1 to 438 code for a protein of 145 amino acids. The record is from RefSeq and is a predicted model, not a curated record.